Molecule: messenger RNA, 899 nt
Organism: Ochotona princeps (American pika)
Lineage: Eukaryota; Metazoa; Chordata; Mammalia; Lagomorpha; Ochotonidae
Gene: ZNF691
Product: zinc finger protein 691
Exons: 2
Coding region: 63-899 (278 amino acids)
Biological process (GO): regulation of transcription by RNA polymerase II
Molecular function (GO): RNA polymerase II cis-regulatory region sequence-specific DNA binding; DNA-binding transcription factor activity, RNA polymerase II-specific
Source: RefSeq, a predicted model, not a curated record
CUUGCCCUGGCCCACGGAGGCGGCGCCGUCCGGGACCGAGCGGCGGGAGCGAGGGUUCAGAGAUGGGCAGUGAGAAGGAGCACAGUCUGGAAGCACCGCUACCUGAUGAAGGGGAAGGGGGGAAGCCUUGGCGAGUGGAUGACUCAGAGGGGUCUCGGAUCCCACCUGGGGAGGAGAGCCUACCAGAGGGGCUACAAGGAACCCAUCCCCAAACGCAGUGGCAGAAAGCUCCUGCCCCAGCUGGGGAGCCAGGGGGCAUUGCUCAUCCAAGGCCCGAGGUCAACGAGAAGCCGUUUAUCUGCACCCAGUGUGGCAAAACCUUCAACAACACCUCCAACCUAAGGAUGCACCUGCGGAUCCACACAGGCGAGAAGCCUUACAAGUGUUCUGAAUGCGGCAAGAGCUUCUCCAGGAGCUCCAACCGCAUCCGGCAUGAGCGGAUACACCUGGAAGAGAAGCACUACAAAUGCUCCAAGUGUCAGGAGAGCUUUCGACGGCGUUCAGACCUCACCACACACCAGCAAGACCACCUGGGCAAGCGGCCCUACCGCUGUGACAUGUGCGGCAAGAGCUUCAGCCAGAGCGCCACACUAGCCGUGCACCGACGGACCCACCUGGAGCCUGCGCCCUACAUCUGCUGCGAGUGUGGCAAGAGCUUCAGCAACAGCUCCAGCUUUGGCGUGCACCAUCGCACGCACACGGGCGAGAGGCCUUAUGAGUGCACCGAGUGUGGGCGGACCUUCAGUGACAUCUCCAACUUUGGGGCACACCAGAGGACCCACCGAGGGGAGAAGCCCUACCGGUGCACCGUGUGUGGCAAGCAUUUCUCCCGAAGCUCAAACCUCAUCCGCCACCAGAAGACACAUGGGGAUGAACAGGCUGGGAAGGAUUCCAGCUGA